Myiozetetes cayanensis is the source of this 2228-nucleotide messenger RNA. It is a transcript of the gene TYW2, whose product is annotated as tRNA methyltransferase 12 homolog. The transcript is spliced from 7 exons. Gene Ontology annotation, cellular component: cytoplasm. Gene Ontology annotation, molecular function: tRNA methyltransferase activity. Bases 535 to 1776 code for a protein of 413 amino acids. NCBI's taxonomy places the organism in Eukaryota, Metazoa, Chordata, Aves, Passeriformes, Tyrannidae. The record is from RefSeq and is a predicted model, not a curated record. Gene Ontology annotation, biological process: tRNA methylation.
CGGCUGGAAACGCCCGGUAGGACCGCGAGCCCCGGGCCGGGAGCGGGACCCCGACUGUGGCCUCGGGGAGCCCUCCUGGCACAGCCGGUCAGGAGGUGCCGGCUCCUGGAGCAUCCCCGCGGCCUCGAGGGUGCAGUUCCGGGAACCGGCCCUGAGGCACAGCCCCCCGGGUAUCCCCCACCGGGCACCCCAUCCCCGAGAGCCCCCAUCCCAGGGUGCCCCAUCCUAAUCCCCUGGGUCACCUCACCCCUAGUGUACCCCCCCUCUGGAGUACUUUACCCCCAGACACCUCAUCCCCUGGGGUGCCCCAUUACCAGGCACGCCAUCCCAUCCCAUCCCAUCCCAUCCCAUCCCAUCCCAUCCCAUCCCUAUUGCCCGACCCCAGAGCACCCCAUUCCCUGGGACACCACCCCCAGGGCACCCCACCACCCGGUCCCCCUGUCCCCAGUGCCCCCAGCCCCUGGCUCGGGCAGCAGCCAGGGCUCCGACGUCCCUGGCACCUGGUGAAGUCCCUCCAUCCCGGGGCUUGGCAGGAUGGAAGCCAAGGACAGCCCCAUCCCCAUCCCUGCACUGGCCACGGAGCGGCGGCUCGCCCAGCGCCUCAGGGAGCGUUUGGAAGAGGAGCAGCUGCUGGACGGGCGCUACCAGCUGCAGCAGCUGCCAGGGGGCCGCGUAGCCCUGCCUGUGCUGGAGGAGAAGCUGCCCCAGCUGUGCCUGCCCCUGGAGAUGCCCCAUGAGCUAGUCUGGAUCCAGGACCCUGUCCCCUCCAGGGCAUCCCGGCGGCGGGCGCCUGCCCAGAAGCUGCGGGAUGAGCUGCGGCGGCUGCUGGGCGGGAGCUGGUCGGAGGAGCUGGAGCGGGAUGUGCCCCACGCCUGGCAGCGGCACGGGGACCUGGUGCUGCUGAGCGAGGACAGCUUCAAGGCUGCGCUGUGGGAGAGCCUGGGUCCAGCGCUCUGGGAGACGGUGGCCUCGGUUUUGGGUGCCCGGCGGGUAGCCAGGCGUGGACGGGUGUUGCCAGACGGGAUGCGGACCCCCAGUGUGACCCUGCUGCUAGGCCAGGAUGGCUGGGUGGAACAUGUGGACAAUGGGAUCAGGUACACCUUCGACGUGACCAAGUGCAUGUUCUCACCGGGAAACAUCACAGAGAAGCUGCGGGUGGCCUCGCUGCCCUGCUCCGGGGAGGUCCUGGUGGAUCUCUAUGCAGGCAUCGGCUAUUUCACGCUGCCAUUCCUGGUUCACGCGGGAGCUGCCUUUGUCCAUGCCUGCGAGUGGAAUGUCCAUGCUGUGGAGGCGCUGCGCCGGGCCCUGGCACUGAACGGGGUGCAGGAUCGGUGCCGCAUCCACCAUGGGGACAGCCGGCAGCUGGAGCUGCGGGACACGGCGGACCGGGUGAACCUGGGGCUGAUCCCCAGCUCGGAGGAAGGCUGGCCGGUGGCCUGCCGUGUCCUCAAGCAGGACACGGGUGGGGUUCUCCACAUCCACCACAACGUAGAGACCCCCCCUGCGCCGCCCCCGGUCCUGCCAGCUGAGUGGGGAUCUCCAGAGGCACAGCACCCAAUAGAGGACACUGGGAAGGAGACAGUGGGGGCCAGGAUCAGACCUGAGUGGCAGAAGUGGGCUGAAGCCACAGCAGUGCGGAUCCAGAGACUGCUGGUGGAGCUGCACGGGCAGCCAUGGCACACCAGAGUCCUGCACAUCGAGGCAGUGAAGUCCUACGCACCCCACGUGCAUCACCUCGUGCUGGACCUCGAGUGCCGGCCAGCACUGCCCACGUAGCUGUGAGUGGGCCCUGGCAGGGCUCCAGCUCCCAUGGAACUGUGGUAUCACAGCACCGGGAGCAGUGUCCUGCCACCAGCCUGGAUGUGCCUUAUGUCCCUUGCCCAGCAGUGCCUCCCUGGGCCCAGAGCACCCAGGGAUGUGCUCCCUUGGGAGAUCCCUCCAGGAUCCAGGUCGAGGAUGCAGUGAGAUGGGACGGAGAACUACCUGUGUCCUGCCCUGCCUUUGCCAGUAGCUGCCCAGAUCUUGGACAUGUGGCACUUCCAGCCCUGUUUCCACACAGGAGAGAACCACAGGGCUGAGAAACCUCGGGUUCCUGCUGGGUUCAUUUCAACAGGUCGGGGACAGGCUUUGUGCUUGUACGUACAAACGUGCCUUUUUAUUGUACUGGAAACAGGGCUGUUUAUCUUCGUUUCUUAUAUUUUUACAGAAAUAAGGAUGUUUCUCAUUUC